Messenger RNA from Glycine soja, 1010 nucleotides. Its product is annotated as cysteine-rich receptor-like protein kinase 25. The record is from RefSeq and is a predicted model, not a curated record. The transcript is spliced from 2 exons. NCBI's taxonomy places the organism in Eukaryota, Viridiplantae, Streptophyta, Magnoliopsida, Fabales, Fabaceae. The coding region runs from base 363 to 920 and encodes 185 amino acids.
AAAACAUCAAUCAUAAUAUGGCAGUAGUAUUUUCUUGUUGGUUGUAUUCCUUUCUUUCUUGUCACCUUAUGAUCCUAUCUCAAGCCAAAGCCAAGCCACCAACUGUAUAAUGUGACAACAACGAAGGGAACUACACACGAUAGCGCCUAUCACCAAUCUCUACACCCUUUUAACCACUCUAUCUUCCAACACAAAUCAACUAUGGUUUGUACAACUUCUUAUAUGGUCAAAACCAAGACAAAGUAAACGCCAUUGGGCUCUACAGAGGAGAUCUUAAGCCACAUGAGUGCCUUAAUUAGUUGUCUCAAUUAUUCCAGAGGCAAUCUCACGCACAGCGUUGUCCAAACCAAAAAGAGGGAAUUAUGUAUUAUGACAAAUUCAUGUUGCGCUACUCAAGCCGCUUAAUAUUUGGCGUCAUGAAACCUAACCCUGCUGUUUACCUCGUCAACGUAAACAAUGAAACUGAAGUGGACCAGUUCAAUCAAGUGCUCGGGAACUUAAUGAGUAACCUCAAAGACGAAGCUUCAUUGGGUUACUCUUAUCGUAAGUAUGCUACGGAUAAUGCAACUGCUACAAAUUUUCAAACACUAUAUGGUAUGGUGCAGUGUACUCCUGAUUUGUCUCAGCAAGAUUGCUUUGAUUGCUUGGAUAGGGCUAUCUCACAAAUCCCAAAUUGUUGUAAUGGCAAGAUAGGUGGUAGAGUUCUUACUCCGAGUUGUAGUAUUAGAUACGAAAAUUACAGCUUCUACGAACCUACGCCAAUGUUAUGCCCACCAUCCACACUGAAUACUUCGUCCACCAAUAGCACUUCUUCACAAGGAAACAGCAACGCUGCAUCACGAACUGUCCCCGUAAUUAACUCUGCCACUUGUUAUCGUUGGUAUGGUGCUCAGUUUUAUCUGAAAGCACUAAAAUGCUGACUACAACGUUUUUUAUACCCAAACCGAACUACAAAAAUGCUGACUACGAUUUGCAUAACGCAAGCACCAGUUGGAAAGUUUAGAUGGAAG